AUGCCCUUCAUGUCUUCGGCCGUCGCACCUCCACCAGUCACCAUGUCGCAGAGUCUAGGGAAAGAGGUUACGAACAAUGUCUUCAUGGAAGACCCGGACAGCGAUGAUGAGAUGCCGCUACCACAGCAACAAACAAACCCGGAACCAAUCCAGACACAAGCCCCACCACUCUCAAAUACGCAACAACCUCCUGCUCUCGAUCCACCUACACAAUCACAGACCAAUCGGCAAGCGCACAGUCAUAGUCAGACUCCGGACUUGGGUCUGUCACUUUUCGCCAAACAGACCAUUCACAAUCCUCUGAUUUCAUCCUCGAAAACUCCUACAACAGCAAAAGUCGCUAUACACACUUCCUCAGGCAAGAACUUCUCGGUGCGAAAGAAGCAGAAUGCAGAAGUUCUGUCGACAGAAAGGCUGGCUGCCUCACGAUCCGAGGUCACAGAAGGAAGAGCUCAGCGAAGUUACUAUGGCAUCGACAUCCACAACCUGGUCAAGGAGGCCAAAGCCCAGCAAGUCAUCGACCAAGCGGAAGCAGAAAGAAAAGCCGCCAUGCCCUCGAUAGAGCCUGCUCUUGCUUCUGACGGCGUACAAAAGAGUCAACGGACAUUGAUGUGGACGGAAAAAUACAGAGCACGCAAAUUCACCGAGCUUGUGGGAGAUGAUCGUACGCAUCGUUCUGUCAUGCACUGGCUUAAACGCUGGGAUGAAAUCGUCUUUCCUGGUUCGAGUAGAAAACCUAAGCACCGCAAGAAUGCCGACAAUGCCGAACAGGAAAGACCACAUCGCAAGGUCUUGCUUCUUACUGGUCCUCCUGGUCUUGGAAAAACAACCUUGGCUCAUGUCUGCGCCAGACAAGCCGGUUACGAAGUCCAGGAGAUCAACGCUAGUGACGAGAGAAGUAGAGAUGUCGUCAAAGGUCGCAUCAGAGAUAUGGUCGGCACUGAAAAUGUCAGAGGUGUCGAUCAAAAGACUGCCUCAGGCAAGAUUCGCAAAGCUGGACGUCCUGUAUGUGUCAUCGUUGACGAGGUCGAUGGUGUGGUGGGUGGUAGUGGAGGUGCCGGUGAAGGAGGGUUCAUCAAGGCUCUACUCGACUUGGUUGCUCUCGAUACAAGGAACUCGAACAAAACUCGCCCACAACAAACCUCUGGAAAGAGAAAAGCCGACAAUUUCCGCUUGCUGCGACCACUUAUCUUGAUCUGUAACGAUGUUUAUCAUCCUUCGCUCCGACCUCUUCGACAAAGCACAGCUGCUGAGGUCAUUCAUGUUCGCAAGCCUGCCAUAAACUCUGUCGUCUCCAGGAUGCAGUCCAUCUUUGAGAAGGAGAACAUUCCCCACGACAGCGAUGGUGUGCGAAAGCUGUGCGAGGCAUCUUGGGGCAUGUCUAGUCGCAAAGAAGGUGGUUCAGGCAGCAGCACAGGCGAGGGCGACAUUCGUGGUAUCUUGGUUGUUGGCGAGUGGAUUGCAGGCAGACUUCGAGCAACCCAAGACCCAGUCGCAAAUUCGAUGCAAAGGCUGACUCGCCGAUGGAUCGAGGACAACAUCCUGGCAGACCUCUCUCAUGGAGGAGGCUCAGCAAGAGGUGUAGGCCGUGGCGGGCCAAAAGAAGUGGUCGAGCGCGUCUUCAAAGAAGGUGCUGGAUUCUCGAAACCCAGUAUGCUAGCAGCCCCAACCACGACCGCCUCAAUCACCGGCAUGAAAGGCGUAGCAGAAUCAGGGAAGCGGCAAGCCAUGGACCGUCUCCGCGAAAUGGUCAAUACAUCCGGCGAUAUCGACCGCAUCAUGACCGACUGCUUUUCUGCAUACCCAGAUCACCCAUACCAAGACGACAACUAUCUCAGUAAACCAGAUGAAGCAUACGAAUGGCUGAACUUUCACGAUCAACUCUCUUCUGCCGUCUUCAGCCACAGCGAAUGGGAACUAGCCACGUAUCUCGCUCAACCAAUCCUUGCUUUCCACCACUUAUUCGCGACACCUAAUCGCCCCCAAAAUGCCACUGCAAACAAAUGGAACGAAGACACUACAGAAGACAAUGAACCUCCUACCCCCUUUUCUGGCCCUCAAGCAUCCUACCAAGCCCACGAAACGCAAAAAUCCAACUUCGAGAUUCUGCAAACGUUGCAGGCGUCAUUGUCAUUGCCGCUUCUACGCAUGUUUCCCUCGCCAACAGCCAUGUCGACGGAAUUUGUGCCUUACCUUACCCGCAUGCUGAAUCCUAAUAUUUCGCCAGUAGUGGUGCAAAAUUCUGGCAUUUCUACUGCGAGCGUGAGGAAAGCGAGUGAGAAAUUGCUUGUGCAGAGAGCUGUCAAUGCAAUGACUGCUUCAGGGAUCCGGUUUGAUCGUAUACGGCUUGAAAGUGAGGGGGCCUCGCACUCGGGUCCACAGACUUAUGUUUACCGCAUGGAACCUGCCGUCGACUGUAUCUCUGUCUUCGAAACACUGGAUACUAAAGCAGCGGGUCUUGCUCCUGUCGACCGAACAAGAUUUGCCGUGCGUCAAGUUCUGGACCAAGAAUUUGGCGUUGCGGCAAAGAAAUCGGCUGAAGCUGCUAGAGUUAACAGAGGGAUUGGGGCAACUAUUACAUCGUUAGAUGACGUUGUUGCUGGUGCUGCUGUUCCCUCUUUGGCGCGAGAAGAUAGUAGAAAACUGAAGAGGGAUUUCUUUGGGAGGGUCAUUGUUGAGGAAGAAAAACGACAAGAUGCAGAAGCGGAAGAGGGUGAUAAUGCGAAUAAGAAGAAAGCGAAGAUGGACGAGGGAGGUGAUAAAGAAAGGGUGUGGGUUACUUUCCACGAAGGAUAUUCUAAUGCGGUCAGAAAACCUGUGUCGCUUAGGGAGUUGUUGGGAGGUUUGUAG
This is a messenger RNA of Aureobasidium melanogenum CBS 110374, 2850 nucleotides long. RefSeq names its product P-loop containing nucleoside triphosphate hydrolase protein. Bases 1 to 2850 code for a protein of 949 amino acids. Gene Ontology annotation, molecular function: ATP hydrolysis activity; ATP binding; DNA binding. The record is from RefSeq and is a predicted model, not a curated record. Gene Ontology annotation, cellular component: nucleus. The transcript has a single exon. NCBI's taxonomy places the organism in Eukaryota, Fungi, Ascomycota, Dothideomycetes, Dothideales, Saccotheciaceae.